Messenger RNA from Triplophysa dalaica, 6239 nucleotides. It is a transcript of the gene tek, whose product is annotated as TEK tyrosine kinase, endothelial. Gene Ontology annotation, biological process: protein phosphorylation; positive regulation of kinase activity; endothelial cell proliferation. Gene Ontology annotation, molecular function: ATP binding; protein binding; transmembrane receptor protein tyrosine kinase activity. The coding region runs from base 410 to 3823 and encodes 1137 amino acids. Gene Ontology annotation, cellular component: plasma membrane; signaling receptor complex. The transcript is spliced from 23 exons. The record is from RefSeq and is a predicted model, not a curated record. NCBI's taxonomy places the organism in Eukaryota, Metazoa, Chordata, Actinopteri, Cypriniformes, Nemacheilidae.
UCAGACAUGUUUGGAAACUCUUUUAGCAACACGGGGUCCUUUGUUUUGUUUAAAUCUGAGAUGAAAUCACAGACAUAAACUCAAUAAGCAGCUAGUUGAGAGACCAGUGCACUGACUUCAUCAUGUCAGAUUUGAUGUAUUAUUUGCUGUCAGAGAAUGGAUCCCCCUGUCUUGAAGAAGGACAUGCCUUUCAGAAGCUGCAAUUAAUGACAUGCGAUUGUUCAGACUGCAGUCCUCCACAUCCUCACUGCUCAGAGAGAGGAAACAGGAAAAGGAACUUGAACUCCCUUUGCCUGUACGAGAGGGGUGGAGACGCAGCUAGGACUGAAAGAGAGAGAGUUAGUAAGAGAGAAUGCAUUCGUCUCUGAAUCGAGGGAUGUUUAUGGACGGCGUGAUUUGGUGAUUUUGGAUGAACCCAACAACUGUGCCUCGCGCCCGACUUCAGCGGUGUGGCGUAGAGACCAUGAAUCACCGGUUCUUCUCUGCACUUCUGCUGCUGAUUGGCUGCUUGUUUACAGCCGAUGCUCUAGACAUCUCAGAUGUGACUCUCAUAAAUCCAGACCCGGUCGUGUCCUCGGCAAUCUCGCCGUCUCUUCUGUGUGUGAGCAGCGACUGGACCACUUCUGGCACCAGUUCCUUGAGUUUGGGCCACGAAUCUCCCGAAGCUCAUAACCUGAGAGCAGAGCUGGACAGAAGCCGCCACGCUGCUGCUAAAGUCACAUGGAUGUCACGGAAUCACACCUUUGGAGUUUUCUACUGCCACGUCAAAAACUCUAAUGGAAGUAAAAUCUACACUUACAAGAUGCUCAGUGAAGCUUCUUUCCUACCAGAAUCUCUGACGGUGACCGUGAAUGAAGGUGAAGAUGUAAACAUUUCUUACACAAGAAAGAUAGUUUUACCUGAGGACACCGUCAUCUACAAAAACGGCAAUUUUGAACAUUCAUCACCCAAGGGGGACAUCACGGACAUGGUUCAUUACUCCAUAACCAACGCACAAGCAGAAAUGCAUGCAGGAAUUUAUUCAAUUCGUUACAUUUCUGGCACGCCAUUUAGUUCAGCGAUAACUCGACUGAUCGUCAGGAGUUGUAAGGCUGGUCUAUGGGGAUUGGAUUGUACAAAGACGUGUCCGCUCUGUUUUAACGGAGGCAUCUGUCAUGAUGGGACAGGAGAAUGUAUCUGCCCACCAGGAUUCAAAGGAUCCACCUGUGAAAUUGUGUGCGGUGAGGGACGGUUUGGACGGAGCUGUAAGGAACGCUGUGAAGACGGACAGUGUCGAGCUUUGAUCUUCUGUCUCCGAGAUCCUUACGGAUGUUCAUGUGCAUCUGGAUGGAGAGGAUUAAACUGCAGCGAGGCGUGUCCUGCUGGUUAUUACGGUGCAGGCUGUAACCAGGAGUGCAAGUGUGAAGUGGAAGGAAAAUGCGACCGCUUCCGAGGAUGCGUGUGUGCAGGCAAACAUGGUGCUCGCUGUGAGAAAACAGACAUGAGACCUGUUAUCAUGAGCAGCCUGAGAGACACUGAGAUCAACACCGGCGUGGAGUACAGAGUCAACUGCUCUGCCACAGGACGCCCGCCCCCUUUACACGGUGAAAUAAGUCUGGUAAAAGCAGACAAAAGCACUCUAUAUGCUGUGGACACAAAGAUGAAGAAUGAUCAGACAACAUCCAUGUUCAGGGUUGAAAAGAUGUCGCCCUCUGAUGCCGGUCGUUGGUCAUGUCACGUGAAAACCAAAAGUUUUCAUGAGGAGAAAGAAUUCCUGGUAAACGUCAAAGUUCCACCCCAACCACACAAUCCUCCUAUCCUGAACGCCAGCGGUCCGUAUCACCUGCUUGUUCUGCUAAAUAAAGACGCCUACACAGGUGAUGGACCGCUAACUUCUGUCAGAGUUUUCUACAAACAAACCAGCGCGUCCGUGUGGAAUAACCUUGAGGCGAGCGGCUCUCUGGUAAGGUUGGACAAUCUUUCUCCAAUGACUCAAUACACCGUGUACGUGCAGCUCAGUCGGCGUGGAGCGGGUGGAAGCGGUCAGUCUGGACCUGCAGCGUAUUUCUCCACGCAGAUGCUCGAGCUGCCUGUGGGUGUGAAACUAACGCCCAUCAGCCAGACUUCACUGCUCCUGUCGUGGGACUCGGCUUGGGCUGAAGAAGAAUGGCGUUAUGAGGUGAAAUGUCAGCAAGCGGAUGCUUCACAAACCGUGUGGAACUUCCAGCUAUCCUCAAACUCCUCUGGCCUCCCUCUGACCCAACUCAAACCCAGACACAAAUACCAGUGUAAGGUCCGAAUGAGCACCAGCGACACCGGGCAGCCGUGUCCUACCGUCACUGCCUGGACGCUGAGUGACCAGCUUCCUCCACCCACGACCAACAUCUCCACCUGCAACAUUAGUGACACGUCAGCCAUGGUCACCUGGUUGCUUGUUGAGGGUCACUCCAUCUCCAGGGUGAUCAUUCGUUACCAGCAGACGGAGCAGUCGGACUACAGUCAGCAGGCAGAGCUGGGCGUUCAUGCCGAGCAGACGGCCAUGAGCUUUCAGCUGAGGGGCUUGAGAAGCGACAGCACUUACCAGCUGGAGCUCUGGACCAUAAACAACAUUGGUGAGAGUGCAGAGAGACCCCAGUUAACCCUCAAGACCCUGACGCCGCAAGAGAGCUCACAGUUGUAUGGCUUUGGAGCUCAUGGGAAGAUGCUUUUCUUUGCUAUACUGGGUUCUGCUGCUAUGACCUGCAUCACAGUACUGUUGGCCUUCUGUAUCGUACUGCAACUCAAAAGAACAACGUACCAGAGACGCAUGAUGCAGGCCUUUCACAACAUAGUGAGAGAAGAGCCGGUGGUUCAGUUCAGUUCCGGCUCUCUGAACAUGCAGAAGAAAGCACAGAACCCCACCCACUCUGUGGCUUAUCCCACCCUGGAGUGGAGUGAUAUAAAGUUCCAGGACGUGAUCGGAGAGGGCAACUUUGGUCAGGUGUUGAAAGCUCGCAUUAAGAAAGACGGCCUGAGGAUGGAUGCUGCGAUCAAGAGAAUGAAAGAAUACGCGUCUAAGGACGACCAUCGAGACUUCGCCGGGGAGCUUGAAGUCUUGUGUAAACUAGGUCAUCAUCCAAACAUCAUCAACCUUCUGGGAGCAUGUGAACACAGAGGUUAUCUCUAUCUGGCCAUUGAAUACGCUCCUCACGGAAACCUGCUGGACUUUCUGCGUAAGAGCCGAGUUUUGGAGACUGAUCCCGCCUUCGCCAUCGCCAACAGCACUGCGUCCACACUCUCCUCCCAGCAGUUACUGCACUUCGCUGCAGACGUGGCCCGCGGCAUGGACUAUCUGAGCCAGAAACAGUUUAUUCACCGAGAUUUGGCAGCCAGAAACAUCCUGGUAGGAGACAACUUUGUGGCAAAGAUUGCUGAUUUCGGUCUGUCCCGAGGACAAGAGGUUUAUGUAAAGAAGACCAUGGGUCGUCUGCCGGUCAGGUGGAUGGCCAUCGAGUCCUUAAACUACAGCGUUUACACGACCAACAGUGAUGUAUGGUCGUAUGGUGUGUUGCUGUGGGAGGUGGUGAGUUUAGGUGGCACGCCGUACUGCGGUAUGACAUGCGCGGAGCUCUAUGAAAAACUACCGCAAGGCUACCGGCUGGAGAAACCGCUCAACUGUGACGACGAGGUGUAUGAGCUGAUGAAACAGUGCUGGAAAGAGAAGCCAUAUGAGAGACCCUCAUUUGCUCAGAUCUUGAUGUCACUUAAUCGUAUGCUGGAAGAGAGAAAGACGUACGUCAACACAACUCUCUACGAGAAAUUCACGUACGCUGGCAUCGACUGCUCUGCAGAAGAAGCUGGCUGAUGUUCCUGAUGUUACUUCUAACCGCAGUCCGUGUAAAUGUGUUGAUCAAUGAAACGCUUUAUGUGAUCCUCUGAACAGGAUUCAGUUUUACACACAUUGUGUAUUCCAGGUAUCAGAUUAAAUGUUGUGAAAUGUGUGCUAGUGCAGAUGAUUGUGUGAUAUUUGUGUGACUGGCAGUAUUACGCUUGUUUUUAAUCUAAAAAAAAGAAGUUGUUGGAUUCUGAGACUCAUGCUGAAAAGGUAAAAGUGUUGUGAAAGUUCCACAGAUUGGAAGGCCUUUGAUUGUCAAAGUGAACAACAUUUUACAUUCCUCCCUUUGGUAUUAAUGCACUUAAUGUUCAAGAGUGAGAUUAUAGCGGCCACUAGUGGUGAGUUUGAGAACUACAACCAAUCUCUCUGUCUUAUUUAUUACAUCAAAUAAAAGGUAUAUGGAUUUAAAGGAUAAAAAGAAGGAUAAAAGUCAGGCAGGAGUUAGGACCUGUGCUAAUAUUAUAAAGUCUUUCCAGCACAGACGCGUUAGGCCCCGCAGUACUGAGGCUUUUAGCAGAGAUACUCACAGAUAUCUAGAUACUUUCCAGCAGAGAGACGAUGGAGAGAAAGAUCGUCUUAAAAUCCCCCCCGAUGAGUUUGCUUUGAUUCAGAUCAGUAUGUGAGAAACAUUGUUUUUUCUGUUUGUAUGAACCAAGAUAUGUUGUUUUUGUAAUAUUAGCUUUGUAACGGAGUAGUUUUGAACGUCAUUGUUUAUCUGAAACCUGUAAGCUGCUUGUAAAUACUUGCGCGUCUAAGCUUAUUUAACUAAUUUGCAUUAUUAUUUGUGUGGUCUAAGCUGUGAUAAAGCUAAGCAUUUGACGCUUGCAUUGCAGAGCAUGUUUGAGGGCAGCGCUAGCUAACAGUAAAUCAAAACACUGUGAAAGGUGUUUGAUCUGAGCAAGAUAGCGUUUAGGAGUAAGUUAGUAGAAGUUUUUCACCCCUUUGUGAAGUCAGGGACAACCAGACGGAAGAAGAAACUUGCUUUUUAGAGCUUCGUCUGUUUAGGGCAACUGUACAAAACAUGGCGGCAAAUUCAAUGUAUGUCAGCCCCCUCUGUAUAGAAAUAUUUUAUUAGGUAAUAAAAACAUAACUGCUAAUUAUGUAAUGUCUUUAUACACCUAUGAAGACAUCGUUUUGUAUAUUAUAUUGCAUUUCUGUCAAUAGAUUAUCAAAGAAAUCUCCUACUGCUAUUUUAACAGGCUGGUCAGAUUAAAAUGCAAAUUCAAUUGAACUGUAAAUCAGAGACAUUUUCUAGACGCACACAUUCACAUUAUCAUCGUCAAAUAUGUAACAUGAAAUACUUUCAAACAUUUUUGCAUUGAAUCCUUUUUGCGGUGAUUGCAACAGCAAUUUAGCAAUAAUAAUACAAGUAAUAUUAAUAAUAAUGGUGUUUGAUUAUGACUAAGCACAUUCGUUUUGUACAUUGUGAAAUUUAGCUUAACAUUCACAAGACAAUACGUUCACAAAAGUCUUGCGUCAUUUUACCUGUGUCAGUUUUUCUACAUCCACAAAUAUACAGAACAUGUUAGAACAAUCCGAUUGUCUCUGAUACAGCUCUCUUCUGCACUUUCCAUGAUCCUGAAAUCUUCCUCUCACGGCAACGGUUCUUCGUCUGCCAUCUCUCUCUGAGCCAUGAUGACACAAACCUCAUAGACACGGAACGCAGCGAAGGCUGUGGCCAGCAAACAAGCGGCACCUAGAAUGUACCACCAGUUAAAGAGACUGAAUGAAACUCCUUUCACGAUGCAGUAGAGGCCAAAGCACACCAGGGCAACGGCCGACAAUAUCUGGACGCACAACGGCGGCCCGGACGACGCUGACUUUUCCCCCAUGUUCACCAGAGCUCAAACACGGGCUCGAAGACAGAAAAUCACAGUGACCCAAUCUGACAGUUGAAAAACAUUUGAGCAGCAGAAUAGAAGCAUGUUUUCAUCAUGAUCACUAAAGACAAACGAAAUCUGAAGUGAACGGCAGGAAGGAGCUUGACAACCGCAAUGAGAGAUCUGACUGUUAUAUACGCGCUUCACAUUACAAAUCUAAGAUUAAAGAAAGCAGAAACAUCCCUCCAAUUUCUUAUGGAUAAUCCGGAUCAGAGAAAGCCUGAUAUCUCGCAUGGCAUUAAAAGAUGCAUUGAAGAAACUGACAGUACAUUACAGGUGUCAUGUAAUUAAAGUAAGUGCAACUGAUAAAGAGCUUAAAAGCUGCUGAGGGUCGACAUCCACUAGAAAGAAACUGCUCACAACAAAACAGGGUCGCAGAAUUUCACUCCACAUUUCUUCUUGUUACUAGAAAUAUUCUUUUUUUAUUGUGACAUUUAAAGGAUCUGUACAUAUCUGAAAGAAACAUUUGACAAUGUGUUUGAAACAGAAAAAUGUUUUCAUUUCAA